GGCGGCGGCCACCAUGGGGUCACAACUGAGCACGUUGGGCCACGUGGUGCUCUCCCCAGUCUGGUUCCUCUAUAACCUGCUCAUGAAGCUGUUCCAGCGCUCUGCCCCGGCCAUCACCCUUGAGAGUCCGGACAUCAAGUACCCUCUGCGGCUUGUGGACAAAGAGGUCAUCAGCCAUGACACUCGGCGGUUCCGCUUUGCCCUGCCAUCACCUGAGCACAUCCUGGGCCUGCCCAUCGGCCAGCAUAUUUACCUCUCUGCAAGAAUUGAUGGUAACCUGGUCGUCCGACCCUACACGCCUGUUUCCAGCGAUGACGACAAGGGCUUCGUGGACCUGGUUAUCAAGGUUUACUUCAAAGAUACCCAUCCCAAGUUUCCUGCUGGAGGGAAGAUGUCCCAGUACCUGGAAAACAUGAAGAUCGGAGACAUCAUUGAGUUCCGGGGCCCCAACGGGCUGCUGGUCUACCAGGGCAAAGGAAAAUUUGCCAUCCGCGCAGACAAGAAGUCCGCCCCUGUCGUCACAACGGUGAAGUCCGUGGGCAUGAUCGCAGGAGGGACAGGCAUCACCCCAAUGCUGCAGGUGAUCCGUGCCAUCAUGAAGGACCCAGACGACCACACCGUCUGCCACCUGCUCUUUGCCAACCAGACCGAGAAGGACAUCCUGCUGCGAUCCGAGCUGGAGGAGCUGAGGAAUGAACACUCUGCCCGCUUUAAGCUCUGGUUCACUGUGGACCGAGCCCCCGAAGCUUGGGACUACAGCCAGGGCUUCGUGAAUGAGGAGAUGAUCCGUGACCACCUCCCGGCCCCAGACGAGGAGCCGCUGGUGCUGAUGUGUGGCCCCCCACCCAUGAUCCAGUUUGCCUGCCUGCCCAACCUGGAACGGGUGGGCCACCCCAAGGAACGCUGCUUCUCCUUCUGAUGGCGAGGUGCCCCUCCACCAUGCCCUCACCACACGCC
Messenger RNA from Elephantulus edwardii (Cape elephant shrew), 957 nucleotides. Its product is annotated as NADH-cytochrome b5 reductase 3-like. The transcript is spliced from 9 exons. The record is from RefSeq and is a predicted model, not a curated record. Gene Ontology annotation, cellular component: mitochondrion. The coding region runs from base 14 to 919 and encodes 301 amino acids. Lineage: Eukaryota; Metazoa; Chordata; Mammalia; Macroscelidea; Macroscelididae. Gene Ontology annotation, molecular function: oxidoreductase activity; FAD binding.